ACAAUCUCCGGGCCCUCGACAAAUCAAUCAUCAGUUGCUAUUGUCUGUAAGUGAUUUAUUUAUUUAAUUUGAGAAGUCGUUCAUUGUCUGCAGAUUAUAAUCUUUUGUGCGCUAUAUUAUGCAGAUCGAAGAUGCUCGAAUGCAAAAGGGACGAUAUCACAGACAUUGGGUUCAUUGACCCGAACACAAUGCAUGUCAAAACCAUAGAUGAUCCCCUCUAUAACAAGGAUACACCGCAGACUUUGCUAAGGUUUUUGAAGCGACAACGUGACAAAAAGCUAAUACUUUGGCCUUACAACUUCGAGUUUCACUUUAUUCUUCUCGUCAUCAAUUUGGAAAUUGGAGAAGUUGAAGUCUUGGACUCACUAACCAAAGAAAAGGAUCUAUACGUGUCUUGUUUUUUAAUGCUCAGAAGCGUAUGGCAAACUUUCAUCAAGGAAGAUACGUCCCGUGAAUGGCCACCGAAGCUGCGAUGGCGUGCGAAAAAAUGCCCGCAACAACCUCCGGGGACCGAUCUCUGUGGAUUCUUCGUUUGCGAGUUCAUCCGCAGAAUUGUCAACGAGAGAACGAAUAAUGAGAGAAAUAAAGAGGUACAAAAACAAUCUUCACAAAUUUGUUUUGUUAUCAUAAGUUGUGCCGAGUUUCAGUAAUAGUUGUUUCAUGUAUUCAUUUGUAUCUUAUUCUUUUAUAGUUGGCAAGAAAGCGGAACAAGCUCUCAAUCGAUGACCGCUUCAUAGCAAUAGG
This is a messenger RNA of Lolium perenne, 744 nucleotides long. The record is from RefSeq and is a predicted model, not a curated record. Lineage: Eukaryota; Viridiplantae; Streptophyta; Magnoliopsida; Poales; Poaceae.